AUGGGCCGAAAACGCACUCGCUCGAAAAAGCCUUCAAGGAUUUUUCAAUACAAAAGCCACGCUCAACCAGGUAGUCCUAAUGCAAUUGAAGAUCUUGCGACGCUCACUUCAAGCGAUCGAAAAAUCGCAAGCGCGGCGAAAACGAGUGGCCUUUAUAAAAUCAAGACCAAACCUCUCGCUCGAAUCCGAAUAUCAGCGCAAGACACGAACGCGGUACACAAGUGGUUCAAAAGCUAUCGACGCACUUUGAAGAAGAUGAAUAUUCGACUUAAAGAUAUCAUCAAUUUCGACGAGACUGGGUUCCGUAUUGGCUGUCCGCGAAGAACGGAAGUAUUAGUUCCUGGAUCUAUUCAAGAGUUCUAUAGUGUUAGCCUUAAGAAUCGAAGAUCCGUAACAAUAAUCGAGAUGAUCAAUGCGACUAGCCAAAAACCUAUUCCUUUAAUGAUUCUUAUUCAAAGCAAACGACUUAUGCAGCAAUGGUUCGUUUCGAACCUUCUUACAAGCACACUCAUUAAAGAAGCUGAUAAUGGAUUCACGGAUAAUAAAAUCGCAUUGCUAUACCUCGAGCAUUAUAUCAAAAACGCAGAUUGUGGACCGAAUAAACCUUGGAAGCUUAUGUUGAUGGAUAAUCACGCUAGCCACCGGACUCCGGAAUUCAUUAAUUUAGCUAAUAAAAAUCACAUUCUACCGUACCCGUUGAUUCCUUACCUCACUCAUUGCAUGCAACCUCUUGAUGUAAGGAUUUUCCAACCUUAUAAGCAUUACUACGACUUAGCGAUUAAAGCUGCGCUUACACAGCUCGACGUCGAGUAUACAAUCAAUUCUUUCUUAAACGAUCUCGACUAUAUUCGCAAUCAAACACUCAGUCGAUACAAUAUCAAAAAAGCUUAG
Drepanopeziza brunnea f. sp. 'multigermtubi' MB_m1 is the source of this 891-nucleotide messenger RNA. The record is from RefSeq and is a predicted model, not a curated record. Lineage: Eukaryota; Fungi; Ascomycota; Leotiomycetes; Helotiales; Drepanopezizaceae.